This is a messenger RNA of Penicillium argentinense, 255 nucleotides long. RefSeq lists its product as uncharacterized. The transcript has a single exon. The coding region runs from base 1 to 255 and encodes 84 amino acids. The record is from RefSeq and is a predicted model, not a curated record. Lineage: Eukaryota; Fungi; Ascomycota; Eurotiomycetes; Eurotiales; Aspergillaceae.
AUGGAGCGAGUGAAGAAAACCAUCUUCGAUCCUCUCGCGACUUCAAAAGAUCGUAUUCGAGAGAUUCUGGAACCACGCCCCGCCGGAUGUGCACACCCUUUCAGCCCCGAGCACAUUCUUCUCUUCCGGACAGACGAUGGAAUUGACGAGAUUGACAUCUCCUCCUACCCAGAAGACUGCUUCUUCAAUGCCCAGGAUCUGGGGAAGAUGGGAGAGACACUGUUGGCCAGGAUGGCGGGUUCAAGGAGCAGUUAG